This is a messenger RNA of Boeremia exigua, 870 nucleotides long. RefSeq lists its product as uncharacterized. Bases 130 to 870 code for a protein of 246 amino acids. NCBI's taxonomy places the organism in Eukaryota, Fungi, Ascomycota, Dothideomycetes, Pleosporales, Didymellaceae. The transcript has 2 exons. The record is from RefSeq and is a predicted model, not a curated record.
GCCCGGUUGGGGUGGUUCGGCAUCGUUCGUUUUUCUCGUGCUCGUUUCUCGUUCGUUUCUCGCGCUCGUGUGCACCACCGUCCUGGUCGACACGACACGACACGCUCGAGUCCAGCUGCCCACACCACCAUGCGCAACGCCCUCGCGCUCCCCGCGCUCCUCGCGCUCGCCUCCUGCGCCGCGGCCGCGAGCCAGAUCGCACUCUUCACCGACACCAACUGCCAGGACUCGUUCAAGGGCCUCGAGGGCCCCAACGGCUACCCGAAUGGCAGCUGCACCGACUUCCGCCGCAGUGGGACGUACGGCAGCCUGCAGGUGGUCGGGCUGGACGCGGGGUGCGGCGUGACGAUCUACAUGGCCGACCCCGAUACAACGAUUUGCGGCGGCUUUCAGGAGGAGAUUCAGCUGGGGGACUGCUGGAAUAGUACGUUUGCGUACUAUAGUAUUGAUAUGUGCGAUCCGCCGUCGUCCACGUCCUCGUCAACUGCCACCGCUACCGCCACCUCCACAUCGACAUCCACCCCCUCCGCCUCCGGCUCCGGCACCCCCCGCGCCCUCAUCGGUGGCCUAGCAGGCGGCCUCGGCGCCGCCCUCGUCCUCCUGCUCCUCGCCCUCUGGCUCCUGGCACGGCGCAAACGCGCCCGCAAAGCGGCGGCCCAGGCGGCCGACGCACAGCGCGGCGACUACGCCGAGGUCGCGCUGACGCCGGCGCGCAGCGAGAUGGGCGCGCCGCCGCGGUACGAGAUGGGGGGUGCGGGCGCGAAGGGGGUGUGGGCGCAUCGGGCGGCGGAGGUGGAGCAGCCGGUUGCGGAGUUGGGGGGGACGGGGGUCGAGAGGCAUGAGUUGGGGCGGGGGGAGGGGCGGGCGUGA